CGGCCGACGUCGAUAGUCUCGGAUGCCGAAGUAGUGCCGCUUGUGGUCUUCGACAUUCGAUUAGAAUUAGUGAAAUUCAGUGUUAUCAAUCUCUAAUUAAGCCUCAAUACUCAACCUAUCAACACAAACUUACAACUGUGUGUUGUCUUGACGGUGAGAAGCAGACAAUUUGCAGGUUAGGCUGUGUACAAUCGGUAGAGGACUCAGUGAGUCAAAACUAGAUUACGACAAAAGCUUAUCGUAAUCAAGACGAAGAAGUGGAUGCCAAACAGUGAAAACACGACAGUAUUGCUUCUGUUGCUGUCUAAAACGAGGAACCCAGAAAGGCCAGUCCAAAGGAGAGCAUCAUGGCGUUCGCCGGUCUGAAGAAACAGAUCAAUAAAGCCAACCAAUAUGUGACGGAGAAGAUGGGUGCCGCGGAAGGCACAAAAAUGGACGAUGACUUCGUCGAGAUGGAAAGGAAAACGGAUGUUACCUAUGAGCUUGUGGAGGAACUCCAAAUGAAAACCAAGGAGUUCUUGCAACCCAAUCCUACUGCUCGAGCCAAAAUGGCUGCAGUCAAAGCAGGAAUUAGCAAACUAAGCGGACAAGCCAAAGCAGCAACCUACCCGCAGCCGGAAGGAACCCUUGGGGAGACGAUGUUGGUCUAUGGACGCAAACUGGGCGAGGAAUCUGUUUUCGGCGCUGCGCUCAUCGAGUCCGGUGAAACAAUGAAGCAGUUGGCCGAUGUUAAAUACGCCUUGGACGAUAACGUCAAGCAGAAUUUCCUGGAGCCGCUGCAUCAUUUGCAAAGCAAAGACUUGAAAGAAGUUUUGCAUCACCGCAAGAAGUUACAUGGUCGCCGUUUGGAUUUCGAUUGUAAAAAACGCAAGCAGACCAAAGGAGGUAGUAGCGGUAACCUCCAAUCCAGCAGUCCUUAUGGGAGCCCUGCACGUUCUCCCUCACCCUACCGGGGCACUGGCUCGUCUGUGACUGAGGAUGAGAUUCGUCAAGCGGAGGAGAAAUUUGCCGAAUCGCUUCAUCUGGCCCAGAUGGGAAUGCAUAACAUUCUGGAUAACGAUGUGGAGCAAAUUGCGCAAUUGGCUUUCUUUGCCGAAGGACUGCUCGAGUACCACAAACAGUGUACUGAUAUUCUGAAAGUGCUAACAGAAACACUUCAUGACAAACGGAAUGAAGCAGCAAGCAAGCCCCGCAAGGAAUUUAUCCCCAAGACAUUGGCCGAUUUGCCAAUGUCAAUGGGUGGAGAAAUGAUAUCUUCAACUGGUCGUACUACACCGUCGAGUCUAACGGAGGGACUGAAUGGAAUGAAUAACGCCAAAACACCCAGCGCAGUGUCUCCGGGUUCAGCACCUGGCUGGGACCCGUUCGGUCAGAAUGCUCCUGUACCGCAAGGUCGUACCAACUCUAGGCCACAGCCUAGUGCUACAGCUGUUUACGAUUUUGAUCCUGAAAACCCUGGUGAAUUGGGUUUCAAGGAAGGAGAUUGCAUCACUCUCACCAGCCGUAUUGACGAGAACUGGUUCGAAGGUAGUCUCAAUGGCAAAACGGGUUUCUUUCCCGUCAAUUAUGUGCAUGUGACGGUGCCGCUUCCUUAAUGAUACAAUAAAGAAAAAUUGGUGGUAAAGAAUACGGAGUGCUGAGCCGAUUAUGCCGAAAGUGAGAUUUACGGUUUCAUCAGAAAGGACUUGUGCUAAUAUUUACUGCUUCUGUUGAAGGAAACCAGACAACAAGAAAACACAUAGCAACCGGGUUGUAUUACUUUUUGUUUGCCCUUUUGUUAUCAAACAAGAUCAGCAGUUGUGUUCUUGCUUCGUUAAAUUUAGCAUCCAGUCGUAUCCAUUUUACAUCACGUGUUAAAUAAAAAAUUACUAAAUUCUGAGUGUUAUUCAGGUUCGGAAUGUUGGACUAUCCGAUUUCUGAUUUCUGACUAAAUGUUUUACUCUUUGUCUUUUCUCCCUGUCUUUACGUUCUUCCCUCUUCCUACUUAAUCCUCUUGCUCGGGGAAUAUAUAAUUCUAACCAGUUCACUGCAGUAUAAUUCAAAUUUAGUUUGGAGCUAAUAGUUAUCAUUAUCUCCUUUUUCUUGUUUGGCAAACAUUCUCUAUCCGUCGUUUACAAGCAUAAUAUGGUAACUGUAUUCUCUUCUCAUAAUCAGCUACAACGCUGUAAUGCCGUUGUAUAAUUUAAGAACCACCACCAUCUUCUGUAUUUUGAAUCUUAUUUCUCUAUAUUACCUGUACUUAGUAAGAAAAAGAAUGUUGUCGUGUGAUUAAAAGGCCGUUGUUUAAAAGGUU
Daphnia magna is the source of this 2293-nucleotide messenger RNA. It is a transcript of the gene EndoA, whose product is annotated as endophilin-A. The transcript has 16 exons. Gene Ontology annotation, cellular component: cytoplasm; glutamatergic synapse; presynapse. The coding region runs from base 348 to 1595 and encodes 415 amino acids. Gene Ontology annotation, molecular function: protein binding. NCBI's taxonomy places the organism in Eukaryota, Metazoa, Arthropoda, Branchiopoda, Diplostraca, Daphniidae. The record is from RefSeq and is a predicted model, not a curated record. Gene Ontology annotation, biological process: synaptic vesicle uncoating.